GUGAAUCUUAAGGUGGACAUUGCUGAACUAUAAAUUCAGAACUCCUGCACAUCAUCAGCUGAUGUCCAAGGCUUUCAUGCGUUGAGCGGAUUGCAGACACACCUGUAAAGACACGAUAACGACGACCUUGUUCAAGCAGUAAUCCAUCAAGAUCUAAUUUCUAUAGCAAUCUAAUUUUGUCCACUCCUCCAGACGUCUUGGUGCUCACGGAGCGCCUCAAGCUAGAAGAUAAGAUGAACGGGGCAGACAGGUGGACGGAUCUCAGGAAGCUGCUCACCCGCCCUGGGAAGAUCACAGGACCUGGCUUUGAGCCAGAUCCAGCGCUGCUGGAGUUCCUGCAGGAGGAUGCACGGGUGCUGUGCGUGGGUGCUGGGGGCCUGGGUUGCGAGCUGCUGAAGGACCUGGCAUUGCAGGGCUUUGGCAACAUAGAUGUCAUUGACAUGGACACCAUCGACGUGUCCAACCUCAACCGCCAGUUCUUGUUCAGGAUGAAGGAUGUUGGAAAGUCCAAGGCUGAGGUGGCGGCGGAGCGCAUCAUGCAGCGGGUGCAGGGCGUGACAGUGACGCCGCACCACUGCCGCAUUGAGGAGAAGCCGAUGGAGUUCUAUGAGCAGUUCCACAUCCUGGUGCUGGGCCUGGACUCUCUGGAGGCCCGCCGCUUCAUGAACCAGGUUGCCUGCAGCUUCCUAGAGUACGAUGAUGACGGGAACCCGGACAUGUCGACCAUCAAGCCCAUGGUGGAUGGGGGGACCGAGGGCCUCAAGGGGCACGCGCGAGUCAUCCUGCCAGGCGUCACCCCCUGCUUCGAGUGCACGCUGUGGCUGUUCCCUCCCCAGACCAAAUUCCCUCUCUGCACCCUGGCCGAGACUCCCAGAUCACCGGCGCACUGCAUAGAGUAUGCGCACUUGAUACAGUGGCAGCAGGAGCGCAGCGGCGACGAGUUUGACACAGACAACGAGGAGCACAUGCGCUGGGUUUACGACAAGGCCCUCCAGCGAGCCGAGCACUUUGGCAUACAGGGGGUGACGUGGCAGCUGACUGGAGGUGUCGUCAAGAACAUCAUCCCGGCCAUUGCAUCGACCAACGCCAUCAUUGCGGCGGCCUGCGCACUUGAGACCCUCAAGCUCAUCACCAUGUGCAGCACCGGCAUCAACAACUACAUGAUGUACGUGGGGGCGGAUGGGGUGUACACCCACACGGUGUCCUACGAGCGCGACCCUGCAUGCACCGUCUGCAGCUCCUCUGUGCCCUUUGAGGUUACAUCCACAAACACACUGCAGCAGGUGAUUGAUGCGCUGGUGGCGGACAAGGCGCUAGGAACAAAUCUAAGCGCCCCCUCCAUCAGCCACGGCUCUGAGAACCUGUACAUGCGCGGAGUGCUGGAGGAAGCCACACAUGACAAUUUAGAAAAGCCCAUUGGGGAGCUGGUAGAGGACGGGGGAAUUAUCCAGGUCAAUGACAAGAAGCUGGUGUCCACCAUGCGCAUCAAGCUGAAGUACUCGGACCUGAUUAGCAUGCAGCAAUGAAGCAAACUGCUGAUUUUCAACCAUGUGCCAAUGUACCAUUUUGCAAAUGUGACAUGAACCAAAACCGAAUGAACACAAAUGGAAUUUGGUAAUGUACAUGGACCACUGAAAUUUUCCCGACUGCUAGGGAGACGCAAUGUUUUGUCGGUGUCUUAAAUUGCAUUAGCCAUGCAGCAUUAGGAGCAGAAGUGAUCAUGAUCAGUGCACUAUUCGAAUCUACUAUAUUAC
Molecule: messenger RNA, 1754 nt
Organism: Coccomyxa subellipsoidea C-169
Lineage: Eukaryota; Viridiplantae; Chlorophyta; Trebouxiophyceae; Coccomyxaceae
Exons: 9
Coding region: 234-1526 (430 amino acids)
Biological process (GO): protein neddylation
Cellular component (GO): nucleus; cytoplasm
Molecular function (GO): NEDD8 activating enzyme activity
Source: RefSeq, a predicted model, not a curated record